ACCAUUUUACCAUGUCCAUGUAGAGUAUUCAUGCUAUCAUAGGUAGGUAGUUACACAAAAGCUUCACCAUCAACGAUAAGUGUUUACGCGAAUGACCGCAUCCAAGCUUGGCAACAUGGCCAUCCCAACGGCAGUUGGUGACGGACGGGAAUAAAAAGGAUAUUGGAAGCUGAAAAGGCAGCCCGUGUUCACAUCACCAUCAAAAAAGACCAAUCUCGACUGCCCGUCAUGGCCAUGAUAUCGACAACUGUCAGUCACCGCCAUGUCAAGACUCAUCGAGUCAUUCGUCUGAUUUCAUCGCUCGCUCAUUCCUGUACAACUCAAAUACCCACCCAUCCAUCCAUCCGAAAGCCCCGGGCACAUCAUCUUCGGAAUCGGAUCACCGAGAAAAUUCUCCUUUGUCCUGGAUUCGAGGCUCCCUACUGCCCAUCCAUGUACAUGUAACAAGCAGUAUCUGCCCUUGUAAGCAGACAAACUCCUGCAGCUCGCAUGUACCGGCUACAGUUCGGA
Messenger RNA from Trichoderma virens Gv29-8, 510 nucleotides. RefSeq lists its product as uncharacterized. NCBI's taxonomy places the organism in Eukaryota, Fungi, Ascomycota, Sordariomycetes, Hypocreales, Hypocreaceae. The record is from RefSeq and is a predicted model, not a curated record. The coding region runs from base 229 to 444 and encodes 71 amino acids. The transcript has a single exon.